Messenger RNA from Anneissia japonica, 489 nucleotides. RefSeq names its product CTD nuclear envelope phosphatase 1A-like. The record is from RefSeq and is a predicted model, not a curated record. NCBI's taxonomy places the organism in Eukaryota, Metazoa, Echinodermata, Crinoidea, Comatulida, Comatulidae. Gene Ontology annotation, molecular function: protein serine/threonine phosphatase activity.
UCCAUAGAUCCCCUGCUGUUUACGACGACCAAAGAGAUACGACGUACACCACCAAUCUUCUCUCAAAUCGUGGCGUGGGAAAAAAUAACAGGUCUCAGGCCUAAUUUUUGUUAUUACUAAAUAGUAACAUCAAUGAAAACCUAUUUACUCAUGGGCGUAAAAACUAUUCUCUUGAUUGCUUCAAAGUUAUGGGAAAUUUUCAGCUAUGUGAUACGCAGGAACAUUCGGAAAUUUAUCCAGCACCAGACAGUUCGCUACGAAAUCCAGCCUCUUUCACCCCUUUCAAAGCACAAAUUAGAUCUGGUGAAGAGGAAGACAUUAGUGCUUGAUCUCGAUGAAACAUUAAUUCACUCAUAUCAUGAUGGAUUAAUAAGACCAAACUCUAAGCCAACUAUUCCUCCUGACUUUGUUCUGAAGGUAACUAUUGAUGCCCAUCCAGUACGGUUUUUUGUUUACAAAAGACCACAUGUAGACUUCUUUUUGGAUGUU